Periophthalmus magnuspinnatus is the source of this 1722-nucleotide messenger RNA. RefSeq names its product THUMP domain containing 3 (gene thumpd3). Gene Ontology annotation, molecular function: tRNA (guanine) methyltransferase activity; RNA binding. The record is from RefSeq and is a predicted model, not a curated record. NCBI's taxonomy places the organism in Eukaryota, Metazoa, Chordata, Actinopteri, Gobiiformes, Gobiidae. Gene Ontology annotation, biological process: tRNA methylation. The transcript is spliced from 10 exons. Bases 146 to 1567 code for a protein of 473 amino acids.
GAAGUACUUCCGGGAGGAGAUUUGACAGCAUCGUGGUUCCUCGUGUUUUGGAUGUAUUUUGCGCUUUCAUACGAUUAAGCUUGGAAAGGCGUGCAGCAAGGACGAACUGUCAUUGUUUGGGGUCCCACUCUCUCCACAGACAGAGAUGUCAGAGAGCGGGGAGUGUGAGCCCGCCGGUGCCACCUGCAUCACCGUCACCAUCGGGGCCACUGUGCCCACGGGGUUCGAGCACACGGCCGCAGAGGAGGUCAAGGAGAAGAUCGGCGUGGAUGCUAAAAUAAGCAAAGACCGAGGAAGAAUAUAUUUUUCAAUAACCACUGACAGCCUUUUUCAGGUUCAUCGUCUGCGGUCUGUGGACAACCUCUUUGUUGUGGUUGAUGACUAUGACCAUUACGAGUUCAAAGAAUCAAAGGAGGAGACAUUGGCAGAACUGAAACUGCUCGCUUCCAAACUUCCCUGGAAUGAUGCUUUGGAGGUCUGGAAAUUAAAUAGAUCUUUUAAGAAGAAGAAAAGUCAUCGCAGAGGAGACAAUAAACUCAAAGUUAAACCCGAGGAUGGUCAAGAUACAGCAGAGGUCCAGAAUGAGCAGGGGGAGCUGCCUGAGGGAGUGUCCGAAGACCAGUCAAUUGCUGACGUCACUGACCAGACUGAAGUGUCAACUCCAGACCAAGAGGAACUAUCUGAAACUAAGGUCAUGAAGUUUCGUGUGACAUGCAGCAGAGCAGGGGAUAAGCACAGUUUUUCUUCUACUGAGGCUGCCAGAGACUUUGGUGGAGCUGUGCAAGAAUUUUUCCAAUGGAAGGCCGACAUGACAAAGUUUGACAUAGAGGUUUUACUUAACAUACAUAAUGAGGAAGUAGUGAUUGGCAUUGCCCUCACAGAAGAAAGUUUACACAGGAGAAAUAUCAGUCACUUUGGACCUACCACCCUGCGCUCCACCCUCUGCUAUGGGAUGUUAAGACUGUGUAAACCUCAGCCAUCCGAUAUUAUACUUGAUCCAAUGUGUGGAACGGGAGCUAUACCUCUAGAGGGAGCCAUUGAAUUUAACAAUGCUUUCUACAUAGCUGGUGACAACAAUGACAUGGCAGUUAAUCGCACCGUCAAUAACGUGUUCCACUUUCAGAAACAAAGAGUGGACAAGGGCAGUGCAUUUGGGUUACCCAUCGACACAGUAAGAUGGGACCUCUGCAACUUACCCAUGAAGACAGGCUCUGUGGACAUUAUUAUUACAGAUAUGCCUUUUGGAAAAAGAAUGGGCUCUAGGAAGAAGAACUGGGACCUUUACCCGUCUUGUCUUAGGGAAAUGGCCCGUGUGGUCAGACCAGGCUCGGGAAAGGCUGUGCUGUUGACACAAGACAAGAAGUGCUUUGCCAAGGCGAUCUCUCGGAUGGGCGGCUUGUGGAGGAAGAUGCACACUGUGUGGGUGAAUGUGGGGGGCUUACACGCCGGGGUCUACCUCCUCAAACGCACCGGAGGCGUGUUUGGACAAACACCUGAGGACAUCUAUAAUGUACCACAGGGGGACGGAUCGUCUCACAGGGACAAGGACAGCUCUGAGACAUCCUAAUAUAUAUCCAAGGAUUACAGCAUUCAUCUCACGUUGCCAUUUGUUGUUUUUGGUUUAAAAAAAAAAAAAAAAAAUGAAUGUAAAAUACUCAGUCAAGUAUACGGUUUUAGUCAUCUCUGUUGAAAGUUCAGUUCCACAUUUUGCCAUAUUUAGAU